Messenger RNA from Dunckerocampus dactyliophorus (ringed pipefish), 4133 nucleotides. RefSeq names its product platelet-derived growth factor beta polypeptide b (gene pdgfbb). The record is from RefSeq and is a predicted model, not a curated record. Lineage: Eukaryota; Metazoa; Chordata; Actinopteri; Syngnathiformes; Syngnathidae. Bases 783 to 2240 code for a protein of 485 amino acids. Gene Ontology annotation, molecular function: growth factor activity; platelet-derived growth factor receptor binding. Gene Ontology annotation, biological process: platelet-derived growth factor receptor signaling pathway; positive regulation of protein autophosphorylation; positive regulation of phosphatidylinositol 3-kinase/protein kinase B signal transduction. Gene Ontology annotation, cellular component: membrane. The transcript has 8 exons.
GUCACCCUGUCUGGUACUGGACUGCGUUCACACCAAACGAACAUCCAGAGAAAGGACUCUAACUUUAACCGGACCAAAUGAAUAUUCUGUUGUUAUUAUAUUGCUAAAACACCAAUCAUAUUUGCAGGAAGAGCUCUAUAAUGAUUCAGGAAAUAUUGCACCAAGUGCUCAUUGCCAGGGUCUUUGUACUAUUGUGCAUUAUGAUGAGCCAUUCCCGAGGCAGGGGGCGGGAGAGAAAGACCAACAGCAGAGUCUUGGAAAGUCUGCUCUUGUCCUCACACACCAGCGCCACCUCCUUCUCUGCUGCCUCCUCAGGACGCUCCUGAAGUGAGCCGCACUGCUGGUAAACCUCCUGGGAUGAACCAGGACCCAAAAGGACCGGGGGAAAAUACUGGAUAACUAUUAAGCCACUUUCAGUUUUGAUAUAUUUAGAAUUAUUACUUGGAUUUGAAAUUGCUUGAUCACGUUGGAUUGUGUUUGGGGCUUUAUUGGACGUGGUGGUGCGCACGAGUGUGACGCACAGCGCAGAUUGAAGCUGGUCUCAUCGCAUAUUAGUGGAUUUAUUUAAAAUAAAAAAGACAAAAAAAAUAGUGGCUACUGACUGACCACCACUUCUCCGGCAUCUUCAUCGUGCGAAGACCGGACCGCUUGAGGCGCGCUCGGCACACCGCAGGGAGAGCCGCCGUCCCCCACCCCCUGAGCGCACACCGCCGAGGACCGCGGGCCUCCGGAGCCUCCAUAAAUGCCCGGCCCGUCGCAGAGGCUCCAGGCUGGGCAGCAAGAUGAGCUCCACCGUGCAGCUGCUGCUCGCAUUACUGGCGACGUGUGUGCGAUUUGGCGUGGCCGAGGGGGAUCCGCUUCCUGCAGCCCUGGUGGAGCUGGUUAGAAACAGUCCCAUCUCCUCCAUUGAGGACCUUCAGCUGCUUCUACUCACUGAUUCCGUAGAUGAGGAGGAGGGAAACUCGGCAGCAAAUGGGGGUCACAGACUACCAAGAAGCCUCGUUGCCCAGCCGGCGCAGCAAGCUGUGUGUAAAGUUCGCACCGAGGUGGUGGAGGUCACCAGGGCCAUGUUAGACCGGAGCAAUGCUAACUUCCUGUUAUGGCCGCCAUGUGUUGAGGUGCAGCGCUGCUCCGGCUGCUGCAACACCAAAAGCCUGCAGUGCGUCCCUGUUGUCACACACACCAGAUACCUGCAGGUGAUGAAGAUCGAGUACAUGAAUAAAAGACCUAUCUACGCCAAAGCGGUGGUGUCGGUUGUCGACCACGUCGAGUGUCGAUGUCAGCCUGCUCCACGACCGCCGGUGCUGAAGAGAAAGUCGUCUCGCCGACAUCACGGCCACAAGGACCAGCAUCGAAACCAGACUGUAAGCCAAGGACGUGGGCAGGUCAAGGUGCACUCCAAGGAUGAGCUGCAUCAGUGGGAUGAGCUGAAACGGAACCAGGGUUCUCUACUGGUGGACCUCUUGGAACAACACUGGAGCCCCAGAGGAGACACCUUCACUCAGCCUGGAGAAGGUUACAGCAUCGCAGGAGGGGAAUCAUCACUGCCCGAAGAGGUUCUCUUUGGCCCGCAUUGGACGCAUAACUCCACGGGGUUCAUUGAGAGUAAGACCCAAGAUAGGGGGACGAAUGAAAGCGACAAGACUCUAUCUCCAGUGGAUCAUGUUGGCUUGAAUCAAACAUUGGACGGUGGUAACGGACUGGGGCUCAGCAGCAAUGAGGGAACCAAGGGUCAAGGUACUCAAACACACAAUGAAGAAAAACACCCACACUCCAACCAUGUGACUCAGAAACCUCAAGUUUCCAAGUGGAGUCCUGUCGGGGAAACCAUCGCGAGGUUCGGGAGCAGGUCGAGACCCACCAAAGAACCCAACCCAGAGCCUCGGGAAGCGACCGUGCGCAGAGACAACAAGACACCGGAGGAGGUGAAAAUAUUGCAGAUUGCGGAGAAAACGUUAAAGGAGGAGAGAAAAGAGCUGCUCCUCCUGCACAAGAGGUUGGACCAAGAGAAGGAGGUGCUGAAACAACAGCAAAAGAAGCGAGAGGAGGAGGAUGGACGCCUCCGGAGUAGACAUCGGCAUCUGCCAACGAGCUCACCUCGGCCAGAGACAACACCGGGGGCCGUCAAACAGCAUUCGCCAGCACCAGCAGGGCCCAGACUUCCAGCGCAUGCCAAGAAAAGGAUGAGAAAGAAUCGCAAACGGAUAAGCAAGGCCGCUAUGAGAGCGAUGCUAAUGUAAUCCAGGUUUCAAUAAAAGCAUUCGUCCUCUGAGAAGCCAUAACUACGCCAGGAUGAAGUGAGAAGAAAGGAGGAGAUGGAAUAUCAACAAAAAGGACGACACUUUUUUUUUUAGCAAAAGUUGCAAGCAGGCGCCCAAAGCCUUGGAAAGAAUGUUUGCCGAACUUCCUGCCUGCGUGCAGAACUGGAGAAAGCAGUGCAACUUCUCUACACGGACCCUUGUCGUGACAUCAGGAGGGACAAACUGCACUUAUACAGCAUCAAUAAAGACUUGUAAAUACGGCCAAAUGCAGUUUUGUAGCCCCCUGUAGCGAUGGUAUGAGAGAAGGGCCGUAAACAAGAUCUCAUUUAUUUACCACUGAUGACUUAUUUGCCAUAUUUCAUUCCGUCUGACACUUUGCAAACACUGGAAUUCAACCGACAAGUCAGAGCAAAGGUGAGGAGGUGACCAUGUUAGGCCCCAUUUCUUAUUUAUUGACCCCCACUACUACUAAGCGUUCUUCCCCGAUACUGAAACCAAUGUAACAACGUCAUGCAACUGUUUAGUUGAUUUUCUUCAGUGUCAUGUCGUGUUGGUUUUGCAUGUCAAGUGUGUGUUUACGCCCAUCCUCGUAUUUCAGACUGACGUCUUUUUGGUUGAACCAAUCGCAUUCCUAAUAUAAUAUCAAAAAAAAGUUUCAUGUUUUAAGUGUUGUUGAUUUGUUAGGAAAUGAGUCAGGUUCACGUCCCCAUGAGUGAUGGCAGGAACAAACACUGUUGUUUGUUUUCUCUGCUUGAACUACCAGCAACUUAAGUUAUUGAAAAACAUGUAUGUCCUUUUUCUGUCAACUUACACCUGAUUCUGUCUGUUUUUAUGAUGACUUUUGAGGGGGAAAAAACUAAUGAUAUUUUCUUAAGGUAAAAGAAAAACAAAAAAAAGGCUUACGUGCUGAACAUAGUGUUGUUUGUCCUUUUUCACGACAUCAUGAAUAAUAAUAGUCCACAUUGCCAACAUUUACAUGCCCUUAAAGAUUUAUUUCAAUCUUUUGUUUCCAGAGUGGAAUAAUAAUAAUAAUACAAUGCAUGCGCAUUCCUUUUCCGGUUGCCACCGGAAGUGUCGUCUUCAUCGUAUGCACCAAUCAUGAUGAAGAUGCGACCUUGGAGAACUGAGUUAUUCAUGUUUACUGUUUAGUGGCGAAUUGUCUGAUUGCUGCCAAGCCCCGCCCACAUCUUAUGAAUGGCUCCAUUGGUCAAAGUGCCUAGGACUAGUUAGUUGAAAUACAACCGCUGGUUUUCGGCCAAAAUGGCCCCCGGAAACAAAAAUGGCUGACUUCCGGUUCGUUUUGGAACACGGGUCCUUGAGACUUGUUUUGUCCUGUGCAUCCCGUCAUGACUGACGUCGCCACCACAUUCUGGGAAACCAGGUGGCAGGGGCCAAUUCUUUGGAAGUUCGAAGGGGGCGCUGCUGAGUGAGUUUUGGGGACGCCGAAAUAUCACAUUUUUCAGCAACACUGACCCGUUUGCACAUUUUGGUGAGUGUCAGAGUUAAGUUUUCGCUUGGCGUGGUUUGCGGCCGCAGCAGUGGGCCGUGUUAGGGAUUAUACGGAGCACAGAAAAGCGGUUUAUAAAAACGUUUUUUUAACGUUAUUAGAGCCCUCUGGACAUGAAAUAACACCCCUAUAGUUACUUAUUACCUGAUAUAGUAGACUUCAUAAGAGAAAAUAAGACAUAAAUAGAGCACAUGUUAGCAUUGGGAGAGUUCCUUGCUGUUUUUUCUGUCCAGUACUUUCUAUGGUGUAUACAUUACUGACACCUAGUGGCCAGUGUAGAAUACUACAUAUCACAAAGUCUCAGACGCGUCCGCUAAAUGCCUUGUGUUUGUAUUUUAGUUGAUUUAGCCAUUUUUAUGCUUGAA